Molecule: messenger RNA, 2250 nt
Organism: Cherax quadricarinatus
Lineage: Eukaryota; Metazoa; Arthropoda; Malacostraca; Decapoda; Parastacidae
Product: venom protease
Biological process (GO): proteolysis
Molecular function (GO): serine-type endopeptidase activity
Source: RefSeq, a predicted model, not a curated record
UGAAAGUUAUUAGUGUGAGUGAGCCAGUGGCAGGCAACGUACAUCUAUCCUCUGUUUAUAAAGCUACAUACAACAGGACCAUCACCAAUUGUAUACAAGUGCCCUGUGUCCGUCGCGACCAUCGUCAUCGCUCACACCAUGAACUUCGCAAGCCUAACACUCUUCUGCGGGGUCGUCCUCCUGGCGCAUCUCUGCGGCAUCGCUCAGGGCGGCGUAAGGCGUGCAAUGCCGAGAAGCAGAGGAACUUGUGGAGGAGUGUGUAAAGCCUUCACUUGUGGGACCCCUAACCGAGACGGCCGAGUGGUAGGUGGUCACCCGACCUCAGCGGGCAAAUACCCGUGGCUGGCGUCCUUAACAUACCGUGGUAAGCUGUAUUGCGGUGCCUCCCUGGUCAGCGACCGAUACAUCGUCACCGCUGCUCACUGUAUAAGGCGAGUGGCAAUGCACGCCGUAGAAAUCAUGUUUGGCAGCUAUAACAAGAGUGACAAUACGGAGGAGUGGCGGCAAAAGCGUAAAGCUGGCUCCUUUUGGCCUCAUCCAAACUUUGACCAUCGCUCUUACAACAAUGACCUUGCUGUCAUAGAGCUGGACGAGCCUGUCACCAUCACCAAGCACGUCAGACCUGUGUGCCUUCCCAGCAACACCAACGAAACCUACGAAGGCAAGAUAGCCUCCGUGCCAGGGUGGGGUCGUCAGGAGGAGAGUGGAGACCCUAGUGACGUGGUCAGAGAAGUGAAGGUACCAAUCAUGAGCAACAAGGAAUGUAAAAAGAAGAAGUAUAAGCCAAAUGAGAUCACAGACAACAUGAUGUGUGCUGGAUACGACGAUGGAAAGAUAGACGCUUGUCAGGGCGACAGCGGUGGACCUAUCCUCUAUGAUAAUGGCAAAAAUAUUGAUCUUAUUGGUGUUGUGUCGUGGGGCCAGGGAUGUGCUCGUGCUAAGUUCCCCGGCGUCUACACACGUCUCACAAAUUUCUUGGACUUCAUUACCUCAAAAAUUGAAGAAGGCUGCACGUGCCCCAGACCAUAGGUGCUGACUUCACUGGUGCAAGUUCUCUAGCUUUGUCUUCAUUAUAUGAAAACAGUACUAUAUUCCCGCUUGUAUUUAUAAUUUUCAUCAUUAUAUUUAUUAUCAGCACUCAACACAAAUACACAAAGUCUUCACAAGAAAAGGUAUGUGAUCUACGGGUCAUCUAGCCAGUCUUAAGAGACAUAGCAUGCUCUUUUUCACACACUGCAUCUCUGUAAUAGCCUUGCCUCAUCAUCUACAAACUGACGUUAUAAUUUGGUCCUCUCUUCCCUUUGUUCAGUAUUUCCAUAUAUUACCUGUGUCGGCUACAUGCUUCUGUCAUCUUUAAUAUACUUGAACAAAUAUUACAUAUUCGUAAUUUUCUCAUUUCAUUAUAUAAAUAUACUAUGUGGUGAAACAUAUAUAAAGUAUAUUUUUUUACACAAGGAUGACAUAUUAUUUAUAGAAUACAUUGCCAAGUGACAUAACAUGAAACAAUAAUCAUCAUUACCACUUUAAACAGCAUCACUUUCUCGUUACAAUACCUGUAUAUUGUAAAUACUGCAUUGUCUUGCAAAGCAUUUAAUAUGUAUAAGCACACCCAUAAAUCAUGUAUACAUAUACAAUGUAUUGGUGGCAGCAUCCUACUUAACCGGGCGUGUUGACCUCCCUAGACAGCGAGAUCGCUGUUUUAUUUACAUUAUUUACAUCAUAGGUAUUUAUUCUAAAUUUAAGCUUAAUUAACAUAUAUGAAUGUCAAUAUACAUUUGUAAUUCAAAUAUUUAUGUAAACCUGAAGAAGUAUUAAACCUUAUAAGGACAUUGGUAUAUUAAUUAGACAGUUGUAGCUUAACUGUAAGAUGGUGUCACUUAUUCUCUGAGAUCUCUUCUUAUUCCCAUCCAAGUGUGGGCUACAGCACAGCUGGUGAUGUUAAUCACUGACCAGGGAAGAUGGUCUGUUUCAUUUAACAGUGUGGAUUAGAUGUUUUUAGAUCGGGCAGCGGGAGAGAUGAUCCCCAGAACCAUUAACAGAUAAAUAAUGACUGUAGAAGUGAGACCCCUGGAGUGACUUCUGCCCGAAUUAAGUUGACAACUGGUUAAUUGCCAAUGUUCUGAUGACAGUACAAACCUAUAACUUAUGGAAUAACAAAUAUACAAUGCGUAGCUGAGUUACGCAACAAAAAUAGGCAUGCUACAGUAAUGUUAUACAUGUGUCUGAGGUUCCUUGUGGUAGCCUGUAUUA